Molecule: messenger RNA, 2130 nt
Organism: Dissoconium aciculare CBS 342.82
Lineage: Eukaryota; Fungi; Ascomycota; Dothideomycetes; Mycosphaerellales; Dissoconiaceae
Exons: 1
Biological process (GO): mRNA processing
Cellular component (GO): spliceosomal complex
Molecular function (GO): mRNA binding
Source: RefSeq, a predicted model, not a curated record
AUCCCGAACAUAAAUUUCAAUGCACCCGUGAUACGCUUGGGCUUAGAUGCGCAGCCGGAUCGAUCGGCUGGAGGAGAUCGUGGCGGUAGAGAUGGGAGAGGUCCUCACAACCAAGAAUCAGGCAAUCGUGGUCGACUCGGACUGGGCGCAGAUUCGGGCUCAAACAGGAACAUGGACCGGGAACGACAGCAGCUGCGUGAGAACAUGAUGGCGCUACAGCCGUUGAUGCGGGAGGAAGUCGCGCGCACCAUCUUCAUCGGCGGCCUGGUACCCGGGGUUCCUGAUGAUGAUCGACUGGAGACGGUCUUACGUUGUGCGGGCAAAUUACGACGAUGGACGCGAGGGUACGACGCAGAAGACAAGAAGUGCAAAUUCGGAUUCGCAGAGUAUGAGGAUGUGGAGAGCUUGGAGGCGGCGAGUGAGAUCCUCCCGGGCGUCAAAGUCCCGCUUUACAACGCGAGCGGAAAAGUGCAGAAGGAGGACGGUGAGACUGAUACGGUCAAAUCUGUACAGCUCCUGGUGGUGGUCGACGACCAAAGCAAGAAGUACAUUGAAGAUUGGACAAGUCGCAGGAAGGAGGAGGACAGUGCCCGACAAUUCCGGAUUGACGGGUGCAAAGAAGAUCUUCGGCAAACACUUGCCGCGCUGGCUAGCAACGAUUCUGCCGACGCAAGCACAGCCAAUGGUUUUCGGAACGGCACAGAUGGCACUGGUGACACAACAAUGGGCAAUGCAAACGGUGAAGCCAAUGGGACAGGCUCCGAAAUUGUGACGAUCCCUGUCGAACUCGAAGACGAACUCGCGGAUAUCCCUGCAGAAAUGCGGGCAACAGUUGCAGAGGAAAUCAAGGCCUUCCGCGAUCGAUCCAAUCGCCGCGAUUUGGAGCGGCUGCGCAAGGAAGAGGAGCUAGAACAGGAAGAGCGACGGAGGUCUGGGAUGCAAUCUCGUGCUGCGGCUCCUCUCGGGCCGCGGGGAAGUGCAGCACAGGGCGUACAAGGUGCUCCAUCCGGGCCAAAGGGUUUCCGAGGUGCACAGAUUCCGAGCGAUUACACCAACGGGGUCACGUUUGUGUCAGGGGCGGGCCCCAACGGUACCGCGGUCGCCAUCACCGUAGAUCGUGAAGACGAGACGGCAGACGAGUCGGAUGAGGAACUGGAGAGGCGCCGGCAAGAAAAGAGAGAGGCAGAGCUCGAAGAGCAGUACGCCGAUGCCGUGCGCAGGUGGCAGAAUCGCGAGCGUACGCGUGCUGCAGCUCAAGAACGCGAAAGAACUCGCGAAGAGAUUGAGCUGAAGAAGCAGGCAGCAGAACGCGACCGCAUACUCUCUCAUCUAGAACGAUGGGACGACGACAAGGAAGCCCGCGACAUGAGAGAAGAAUACUACGCAAAUCGGUCGGGAUGGGUCCGUCGACGUGCGGCGGCCCGUGAAGCCGAAGCUCGGAGUGAUGACCGAGACCGUCAAGCCGAGCAACGCGAGAAAGCCGAGGAGCGAAAGCAAGAGGCAGAGGCGCGUGGCUUGGCGGAUAAUUUCCUCGAUCAGAUGGGUAUCAGUAUGCCAACCUCCAAGACCGACGGGCAGGCCAACGCGACGGCAGGCACAGGCUUCGGAGGCUUCAAGAUCAAUCUCGGGACAUCAUCUAAGAAUCAAGCCACCAAGGCCACAUCCGCACAACCCGCGACGGAGAUCGAAGGUCUGCUUGAAGACGAAGAGGAUGCAGUCGAAGCCGGCAUUCGUCGACCCGAGCUCAAACCUUUGACCGACACGUCGACCGUGCCACUGAACGGCGAAGGGCUCACCGAUCAGGAGAAGCGCGAGGCUCAACGGGACCUUGCUGCGGAGAUGCCGACCAACGCAGACGCCAUCUUUGCGUAUCCGAUCCGAUGGGCAUCCGUCACACCGACAAUCAUCAAUGACCAUUUGCGGCCUUUCAUCGAGAGAAAGGUGGUCUAUUACCUGGGCGUGCAGGAGGAGCUCUUGGUCGAUACGCUUCUCGGGGGUAUCAAGGAGAGACGGAACCCGAGAGAAUUGGUCAAGGAGUUGGAGCCUGCGCUCGAGGAUGAUGCCGAGAGUCUAGUGACCAUCGUGUGGAAGCUGGUGGCUCUGUCCGCGGAGGUGGAAGGCCGUGGGCUA